Dendrobium catenatum is the source of this 1109-nucleotide messenger RNA. Its product is annotated as heptahelical transmembrane protein ADIPOR2. Gene Ontology annotation, molecular function: signaling receptor activity. Gene Ontology annotation, biological process: response to hormone. Gene Ontology annotation, cellular component: membrane. NCBI's taxonomy places the organism in Eukaryota, Viridiplantae, Streptophyta, Magnoliopsida, Asparagales, Orchidaceae. The record is from RefSeq and is a predicted model, not a curated record.
UGUCACCGGCGGAAGAUAUCGAGGGAGAGAAGGCGGGGGAACUAUUUCCCUGGUGGCGGCGGUCGAGCCGGCAGAAGCUCCGUCUGGUGCGGUACGAUGAGCUUCCAGAGUACCUUAAGGACAACGAGUUUAUCCUCAACCACUACCGCGCCGAUUGGCCGAUCCUCGAUGCUCUUCUCAGCGCCUUUUCCUGGCAUAACGAGACCGUCAAUGUUUGGACGCAUUUGGGGGGCUUCUUCCUGUUCCUUGCACUCACUUUGGUGGGAUACAUGGACGUCAUUGAGCAGCUCCGCAGCACCUUCAGUCCCACCAUCUCCAGGUUGAUGUUUUUAUCGAUAAACGUUUCGAUUGGAAAGAACUACACGGUGAAUGCUAUAUCGGGCUCCUCCAACACCCACCAGGUCCCCAGGUGGCCAAUCCUCAUCUUCCUUGCAGGCUCCAUGUCCUGCCUUGCUUUCAGCGCCAUCUCCCACCUCCUCGCCUGCCAUUCCCGCCGCCUCAACCUCUUCUUCUGGCGCCUGGACUACACCGGCAUCUCCAUCAUGAUCAUCUCCUCCUUCUUCCCCCCAAUCUACUACGCCUUCCUCUGCCAUCCUCUCCCCCGUCUCAUCUACCUCUCUUCCAUCACCGCUCUCGGCUCCCUCUCCAUCAUCACUCUCCUCUCCCCCGGCUUCUCCUCCCCUCGCUUCCGCCCCUUCCGCGCCGCUCUCUUCCUCGCCAUGGGCUUCUCUGGACUGAUCCCCGCCGCCCACGCUCUCGCCGUUAACUGGGACCACGGCGCCGCGCACAUUUCGAUCGUGUUAGAACUCGCCAUGGCUGCCGCUUAUGCCGCCGGCGCGGUUGUUUACGUCAGUAGGGUGCCGGAGCGGUGGCGGCCGGGGGUUUUUGACAUCGCCGGGCAUAGUCAUCAGAUAUUUCAUGUGUUUGUGCUUUUGGGAGCGCUCACGCACUAUGCCGCCAUCGCUGUGAUGGUGAAUUGGAGGGUAGGGGGACCUGGAUGCGCUGUGGUUUGAAAAGGGGUUGAAAUUGUUCAUAAAUGAGAGAAAAUUGUAUUAUCAAAUAAUUUGUAUACGGAAAUUUCAUAAAAAAUCUAUUUUAUAUAUUCAAUA